This is a messenger RNA of Fusarium venenatum, 213 nucleotides long. The record is from RefSeq and is a predicted model, not a curated record. NCBI's taxonomy places the organism in Eukaryota, Fungi, Ascomycota, Sordariomycetes, Hypocreales, Nectriaceae.
AUGCCUUCGAAGACGAACGUAUCUGAUGUUUCAAGUGCCAAUGCAACUAAUGGUUCAGUCAAACCUCCUUCUGGAAAAGACACAAACACUUCAUCGAACGGAUACACUGGCUCUCACUAUCCGGUGGCUGAGACUACAGAUGAAAAGAAGAAACGAAAAGAUGAAUUGCUGAUCGGUUUUGGCUCACAAUUCAACAAAAUUUUUCAAGCAUGA